This is a messenger RNA of Pistacia vera, 1010 nucleotides long. Its product is annotated as poly [ADP-ribose] polymerase tankyrase. NCBI's taxonomy places the organism in Eukaryota, Viridiplantae, Streptophyta, Magnoliopsida, Sapindales, Anacardiaceae. Gene Ontology annotation, molecular function: protein binding. The record is from RefSeq and is a predicted model, not a curated record. The coding region runs from base 141 to 872 and encodes 243 amino acids. The transcript is spliced from 2 exons.
AAACGAAAAUCUUUAACAGUUCCUUUCUCAGAGUAAACAGACGCAAACGCCUAAACUUAACCGGGCACGAUUGGCCGUAAUAUAAUCAAAGGAAAACCUAGCUGUUGUUGCAUCUGGGUCAUCAAGAGAGAGAGAUAAAAAUGGGUAACAGAGAAGAAGAUCUUCACGCGGCAGCAAGGUCCGGUGACCUGAAAUCUGUGCAGUUAAUACUUUGCUCUAACCCUUUAUCCCUCAACUCCAGAGAUAAGCACUCCAGAACUCCACUACAUUUAGCUGCAUGGUCAGGGCAUACAGAGGUGGUGAGUUAUCUCUGCAAGCAAAAAGCUGAUGUUGGUGCUGCGGCCAUGGAUGACAUGGGUGCAAUUCAUUUUGCAUCCCAAAAGGGACAUUUGGAAGUUGUCCGGGCUCUAGUUUCUUUCGGUGCCUCUGUUAAAGCUCUCACACGCAAGGGCCUAACUCCGCUUCACUAUGCUGUUCAAGGGUCUCAUCAGGAUCUUGUUAAGUACUUGGUUAAAAAAGGUGCCAGUCUCAGUGCCAAGACAAAAGCAGGAAAAACACCUCUUGAUCUUGCACGGAGCGAAGAAAUCCGCUCCUUUUUGGAAGAAUGGGAACAAUCGUCUAAGAAAGGAAAUCAGAAUCCUAAAGAGAAAGCUGAAGGAACUGAUUCAAUGCAAUCGCCAGUGGAAAAGCCAGAGAAUUCCAGUGGUGAAGUUGCUUCUGGUAUCGAUGAAGAACAGGGGGAUGCAAGUCUGAAGAGGAAGGGUAAUGAGCAUGAUAUUAAGGAAGCCUCAUCAGAACCGAAGAAGACAAAAGUAGCGCUUAAACAUCUGCUAAGCGCGGACGACACUCAAGAGGAUGAAGAAACAUUGUAAUAAAACAUAAGAGUAAUUUAAUAAUGACUGUAUCAGUAGAGUAAUGGAGCAUCAUGGAGCUCAUUUGCUUCAUUGCGUAGGAUGAUGUAGAUGUUUCACUUUAUAAAAUAGCUAAUGUCUUUCCGUUUUCUUCCCUGA